UGCACCAGUAACAAUGCCCCAACAACAACCGGUAAGGUUAUUUGGGCGUCAACUGUCCGUACAUGCCAUUCUUGGAGGAGGAAGAGUUGCGGAUAUCUUGUUAUGGAAGAAUAAAAAAGCAGCAGCCUCGCUGUUGAUAGGGAUGACAGUGAUAUGGUUUCUUUUCGAGGUUAUGGAGUACAGUUUGGUGACUCUCUUCUGCCACAUUUCUAUGGCCACGUUGCUCGUACCUUACAUUUGGUUCAUUAUUCAAAUAUAUUUCGGCCAUCGGUUUCUUCUCAACGGAACUAUAAUAAGUGAAUCAACAUUAAGAGAAGCUGUUUCAACCUUCUGUGCAACUUUAAAUCAAGUUGCUUCAACCUUCUGCGAGAGAUUGAAUAAGGUACUAAUGGACCUUAUCGACCUUGCAUAUGGAAAAGAUCAACUCCAAUACAUUGUGAUAUGCUUGCUUAUUGGACAUAAUCUAAAGUUCAUAUUUCUGAACAUUGUCUGUCUCUACAUACUGUCCAUAAUUGGAAACCAUUUCAGCUUCUUAGAUCUCCUUUAUUUCGGUUUACUUUGCUCGGAAACGUUGCCCUUUCUGUAUGAUCGAUAUGAGGACUAUGUUGAUUCUUUUGCUGACAAAGGGAUCCAUGGAUUGAAGGAAUUGUUCAUAAAAGUUCCAAAGGUUAAGAAAAAUGAUUAAUUAAAUGAGAUAAUUUAGGUAUAAUUUCCCACGUAAUAGUACAAGUCCUGUAAUC
Messenger RNA from Pistacia vera, 740 nucleotides. Its product is annotated as reticulon-like protein B9. NCBI's taxonomy places the organism in Eukaryota, Viridiplantae, Streptophyta, Magnoliopsida, Sapindales, Anacardiaceae. The record is from RefSeq and is a predicted model, not a curated record. The transcript has 6 exons. The coding region runs from base 14 to 685 and encodes 223 amino acids.